AUGCCCGCCCGCGCGCUGGCCCUCCUCGCCGCCGCGGCCCUGGCGCUCGCGGCCUCCCCGCCCGAUCCCUGCUAUGAGGACGGCCGCCCCCGCCGUUGCAUCCCCGACUUCGUCAACGCCGCUUUCGGGGCCCCAGUUAUCGUAUCCUCUGUUUGUGGCCGUCGGGGUCCUGAACGUCUCUGCGAUCCGCCCGGUGACCAGCCUCCCGACUCCGCUUGUCGGGUCUGCGACGCCGCCAGAUCCGACCGCCGUCAACUACCACAACACCUCACUGACCUCAACAAUCCCAACGAUGUUACCUGUUGGCGUUCCGCUGCCCUCCCGACCGCAUCCUACGAUUCACCACCAGAUAAUGUAUCCUUAACCCUAUCAUUGGGAAAGAAAUAUGAGCUAACAUACGUCAGUCUCCAAUUUUGUCCUAAAGCGGCUCGGCCUGAUUCUGUCGCGAUAUACAAGAGUGCUGACUACGGCGUCACUUGGCAACCCUUCCAGUUCUACUCCAGCCAGUGUCGUAGAGUAUACGGAAGACCUAAUAAGGCUACUGUUACAGCUGCCAACGAGCAAGAGGCCAGGUGUUCAGAUUCGCAUAGAUUGGCAGGAGAUAAUGCAGCUGGGUCACGGUUGGCAUUCAGCACGUUAGAAGGCCGUCCGAGUGCUGCGAACUUUGAUGUGUCACCGGUGUUGCAAGAUUGGGUGACCGCGACGGAUGUGAGGGUUGUGUUUAACCGGUUGCAUAUGGUGAACGAAGGGGAUGAGAUUGACCCUAAAAAGCAGGCGGCUCCAGGGACGCAGCAUUAUGCUGUUUCGGACUUCGCAGUGGGCGGGAGAUGCAAGUGUAACGGUCAUGCUUCCCGGUGUGUGAUGCAGCAGGAGGGUGCUACGCAGCAGCUGGUCUGUGACUGCAAGCACAACACCGCCGGCCGCGACUGCGAGCGCUGCAAGCCGUUUCAUUUCGACAGACCCUGGGGACGCGCCACCGUCAGAGAUGCUAAUGAAUGUAAAGAACUUGACAUACUCCCGGUUUCUUCCUUAACCCUAUCAUUGGGAAAGAAAUAUGAGCUAACAUACGUCAGUCUCCAAUUUUGUCCUAAAGCGGCUCGGCCUGAUUCUGUCGCGAUAUACAAGAGUGCUGACUACGGCGUCACUUGGCAACCCUUCCAGUUCUACUCCAGCCAGUGUCGUAGAGUAUACGGAAGACCUAAUAAGGCUACUGUUACAGCUGCCAACGAGCAAGAGGCCAGGUGUUCAGAUUCGCAUAGAUUGGCAGGAGAUAAUGCAGCUGGGUCACGGUUGGCAUUCAGCACGUUAGAAGGCCGUCCGAGUGCUGCGAACUUUGAUGUGUCACCGGUGUUGCAAGAUUGGGUGACCGCGACGGAUGUGAGGGUUGUGUUUAACCGGUUGCAUAUGGUGAACGAAGGGGAUGAGAUUGACCCUAAAAAGCAGGCGGCUCCAGGGACGCAGCAUUAUGCUGUUUCGGACUUCGCAGUGGGCGGGAGAUGCAAGUGUAACGGUCAUGCUUCCCGGUGUGUGAUGCAGCAGGAGGGUGCUACGCAGCAGCUGGUCUGUGACUGCAAGCACAACACCGCCGGCCGCGACUGCGAGCGCUGCAAGCCGUUUCAUUUCGACAGACCCUGGGGACGCGCCACCGUCAGAGAUGCUAAUGAAUGUAAAGCACGAGAGAUGGGAAACGUCCAAGAAACCAGUUCCAGACGAUCUCCACAUUCUUACACAAAUUACGAAACUAUGGAGAGAUCCAUAGAUCUUGAACAUCUGAUGCACGCGUGUCAUAAACCGAUUAAACCAUAA
Messenger RNA from Diatraea saccharalis (sugarcane borer), 1806 nucleotides. The record is from the annotation of a GenBank genome assembly. NCBI's taxonomy places the organism in Eukaryota, Metazoa, Arthropoda, Insecta, Lepidoptera, Crambidae.